Messenger RNA from Solea solea (common sole), 1171 nucleotides. RefSeq lists its product as uncharacterized. Gene Ontology annotation, biological process: response to bacterium. NCBI's taxonomy places the organism in Eukaryota, Metazoa, Chordata, Actinopteri, Pleuronectiformes, Soleidae. Bases 1 to 693 code for a protein of 230 amino acids. The transcript is spliced from 5 exons. The record is from RefSeq and is a predicted model, not a curated record.
AUGAAGUUUUUAAAAGGAACUUUCCUCAGUAUUAAAGAUUACGAUAUCACUGCAGUCGAUCAAGUUCCUCCAUCUCAUCCCGUCAAUCCAGGAGACCCAGUGACACUGCAGUGUUCAGUCCUGUCCGACAGCACCGAGAGCCAAACGUGUCCAGAAUAUCACAGAGUGCACUGGUUCAGAGCUGACUCCGAUAGAUCUAAUCCCAGAUUAAUUUCCACUCAUGGAGACGGCAGCCAUAAAUGUGAAAAUGGCACUGAAGCUCUCUCUCCCCCAAAAUGUGUCUCCAACUUCUGUGAGAAUGUCAACUCCUCUGAUGCUGGGAUUUACUACUGUGCCGUUUCCACAUGUGCACAGAUUUUAUUUGGACGUGGAACAAAAGUGGACGAUGAAGUUUCAGCACCGCGUGCAUCUCCAACCCUGCUCCUGUUAUGUGCUACACUGACUUUAAGUCUGAUUGUUAUUGCAUUCCUCAUUUAUUUCAUCAAGAUGAAAAACUGUGACUGUUGCAAAGAGACCGUAGCAGUCGGCAGAAACCAGCAAACUCAGCAGAGAGAUGAGAACUCUUUGGUUUAUUAUGUGCCGACCUUCACGAGAAGGAACGCAGAGCAGAGAGAGGGAAUGGAAACGCAGCAGAAGAAGAGACGGUCUACAGUAAAGUCAGGGCUUCUCCAAGACAGUAAUUCAAACUAUUGAUUUGUGUGUGUGUGUGUGUAUAUAUACAGUAUAUGAGGAGAGUGUGCUAAGGUCAUUAUAGACAGACAUGGUGGUUGUUGAUAAACAGCAGUGGUGAUGGACGUCUCCAUCUCAAGCAACAGGAACAUCAAGAAGAAGUGACACGAGGAGCUUGAGAAAUAGGCUGAAGGCCUGAAAGAGGAGUUGAUGGGGAAGUUGUGGGGGAGUAAAGGCAACUGUGGUCCAAUGAUGAUGGGAGCACAAGAGGCUGUAACCCCCAAACUGGUAGAGUGGCUCCAACAGAUUCUAGGAACAAACGUCUGAGAUCUCUGUCCAGAAGAGCACAAUCCUAGGAGCAGCUAAGAUACUGUGCAGGAAUCUCAGGCUACCAGGCUUGUGGUAGGAGAAGCAAGACGUCCUUAGGUUCGGACAUUUUUUAAAUGUAUAUACAGUAUGUAUAUAUUUAUACACACCUGAUAUUGGUAACAAUUUAUUUAGA